Messenger RNA from Penicillium paradoxum, 1350 nucleotides. Its product is annotated as KilA-N domain-containing protein. The coding region runs from base 1 to 1350 and encodes 449 amino acids. The transcript is spliced from 5 exons. Gene Ontology annotation, molecular function: DNA binding. Gene Ontology annotation, cellular component: nuclear membrane complex Bqt3-Bqt4. Gene Ontology annotation, biological process: meiotic attachment of telomere to nuclear envelope; mitotic telomere tethering at nuclear periphery. Lineage: Eukaryota; Fungi; Ascomycota; Eurotiomycetes; Eurotiales; Aspergillaceae. The record is from RefSeq and is a predicted model, not a curated record.
AUGUCGCGAACACUUCCUAAGAAGUUUAACCCGCUGAUCCUCUCUGAGGUUGCUCCUACCUAUGAGGAGCUCCUUACGCGCCGUCGUCUUGGCAAGACCAAUCUCUCUGUCAAGCCUGCUCAGAUUGGCACCUCAAAUGCAACCAAGCCUGAGAACUUGGGCGUCUUCGAGUACGCUCACCUCCGGGCUCCUCUGCCCAAGGAUCUCAAGGGCUCCGAAAUUUUCCCCUCCCACAGCCCUCAGCAGCACCCGGAGACUUACUUCCUGAUGCGCCGCAGCAAGGAUGGAUAUGUCAGUGCUACUGGAAUGUUCAAGAUUGCAUUCCCAUGGGCGAAGGCCGAGGAAGAGAAGAACGAACGCGAAUACUUGAAGGCUCGCGAGUAUACCAGUGAAGAGGAAGUUGCUGGUAAUGUGUGGAUUUCCCCCGCAUUUGCCCUUGAGCUUUCCAAGGAAUACCUGAUGUACGAUUGGGUACGAGCAUUGUUGGACCCAACAGACAUUGUCCAGAGUCCCUCUAGCGCAAAGAAACAAAUCACUCCCCCGCCCAAAUUCGAGAUCCCCUCCGAUGAGCCGGUCAUGCAGCGCAACCGCAGAGGUCGAUCUGCUUCCCCGAGCAAGAAAUUGGCGUCUCCUCGGAAGUCCCGCACCACCCGCAUCACCAAGGAUGUUACCAGCACUCCAUCUACAACCGCUGCCAAUGCCAACCUUCAGUCAGCAUUGGAUUUCACAGCUUCGAACCUGAUCCCGGAGAGAUUCCCUGAAUUCGGAGUUGUGAAUGGCGAAGUCGCGAUUUCGUCAACCGGAUCACCAGAAAAGAAGACCAGAAUUCGCAAGUCAAAGAGAUCCUCUACCGCGGAGCCCGAGGAAGAGGUCAAGGAGGAGACAAAGGAGAAGAAGAAGGAAAAGAAGAAGGCCGAGAAGGAAGAGAAGAAGAAGGACGAAAUCAAGGAAGUGGAGGAGCCCGCAGCCGAAAUUCCAGUGGCCACUGAAGCUGUUGUUGAACCUCCGACCACUCAAACUAAUGUUUCUCUGGACAUGCCUAUCAGUCUGCCAGAAGUACCAUCUGCCGCUGAGACCGCGGAGAUGAUUGCCCAGGCCAAGGGAAUGGUCGAAGAGGCCAUCAAGGCCGAAGCCGAGGGUACCAAUGCAGAGUCGACAUCUGUUAAGGUGACCAAGAAGCGCAAGCCCGAGGAGGACGACGAUGAAGAGACAUCGGCUGAAUCUGCCCAACGCGCCAAGAAAGCCAAGGUGCUUGAGAAUAAGCUCAAGCAGGAGCGUGUCCGCAACCGCUCCAUCUUCGGUGUUUCUGUGGCCUUUGCACUUGCUGCUUCCAUCCCAUACUUCUUCUAA